CGCUGCGUUGCGUUACGCAUACGUUACGUAGCCGGUGUUUUAACUUAACCUCACAUUCCAACUUGAGUUGAAUCAAGUCAUAACGUUUAUUAAAAAAACGUUAUAAACUAGCAAUGGUUAAUCUGGGCGACAUUUUCCCGAAUUUCUCGGCCGACACAACCGUCGGUCCGAUCAAAUUCCACGACUGGCUUGGCGACUCUUGGGGCAUUUUAUUUUCGCACCCCGCCGACUUUACGCCAGUUUGCACAACCGAAUUGGCGCGAGUCGUGCAAUUACACUCUGAGUUUGCAAAACGUGGGGUUAAAGUGAUUGCGCUCUCUUGUGAUUCAGUUGAAACGCAUAAGAAGUGGUUGAAUGAUAUAAAAAUGUACGCUGGGUAUUCCAUGGAGGGGUUUCCGUACCCCUUGAUAGCCGAUGAAGAUCGUAAGUUGGCCACAACGCUACAAAUGAUCGAUCAAGAUGAGAAAGAUUCGCAGGGGAUUCCCCUAACAGCGCGGGCGGUUUUCAUAAUUGAUGCGAAGAAGAGGAUGAGACUGUCGAUUUUGUACCCAGCGACGACUGGGAGGAAUUUUGAUGAAAUUUUGCGAGUUAUUGAUUCGCUUCAGUUGACUGAUAAACACAGAGUUGCGACGCCAGUUGAUUGGAAGCCCCAAGAGCACGUUAUGGUACAGCCAACUGUAUCUGAUGAGGAAGUCAAAACUCUAUUCCCACAAUUAACAAUAGUUGCCUUACCAUCGGGAAAAAAUUACAUAAGGAGGACUCCACAGCCUUAAGUUAAUGAACCAUAGUUUCGUUAUUUUUUGUACCAAGAUUCUCAAAAUAAAAGCUUAAGUUACUUUA
This is a messenger RNA of Tribolium castaneum (red flour beetle), 840 nucleotides long. RefSeq names its product Peroxiredoxin 6a (gene Prx6a). The record is from RefSeq and is a predicted model, not a curated record. Gene Ontology annotation, molecular function: peroxiredoxin activity. The transcript has 4 exons. NCBI's taxonomy places the organism in Eukaryota, Metazoa, Arthropoda, Insecta, Coleoptera, Tenebrionidae. Gene Ontology annotation, cellular component: mitochondrion; cytosol. Bases 114 to 773 code for a protein of 219 amino acids. Gene Ontology annotation, biological process: cell redox homeostasis; cellular oxidant detoxification.